AUGGAAACAGCAGGCAUGGGCAGCUUCAAGGUGGAGCUCUUCUUGGAUCAGAUGCCUUUGACGGCCUCCAACUGGAUCGACUUGGCCAAAACAGGCUUUUAUGACGAUGGUAUCCACUUCCACCGGGUGAUCCCCAACUUCAUGUGCCAAUUCGGGUGCCCCUACGCCAAAGACCCCAAGAGCCCUCGUGCGGGCACCGGCGGCCCCACCGCCGGAGAGUUUGAAGUCUUGGGAACGGAUCAAAAGGCCUACAGGGAUAGCGGCGGGAACAUCGAGGACGAGUUCACCACCAAACUGGGAAACGAGCCAGGUACGCUGUCCAUGGCCAACACGGGACAACCCAACUCGGGUGGCUCGCAAUUCUUCAUCAACGUGAACAACAACAGCUUCCUGAACUGGUUCGAUCGCUCCACUCCUUCGGCCCAUCCAGUCUUUGGCAAGGUGGUGGAAGGCUACGACCUGAUCGAAAAGAUCUCCCAAGUGCCCACGGACAGUGGUGACAAUCCCAACGAGCCUGUGAAGAUGAUCAAGAUCACGAUCGAUGGUGCCUUCUACCAUUGGAUUAUCCAUGCAUGCCAGACCAAGCUCCACAACCCCGAGGCCGCGCGUUGGUUUGCAGCUCGAAUGGAAAAGUCCGGGCUGAAAGCCAAUGUCGUCACGUUCAACUGUAUGAUUGGCUCCUGCUUCAAGAAUGGCGACUUGGACCUUGCACGCUCUUGGUGGGAUGUCAUGGUUGCCAGUGGCAUCAAACCCAACCGCGUGACCUACAACAUCCUGAUCAGUUCGUGUGCCAAGAUGCGCGAUGCCGCUGGCGCCGAGAAGUGGAUGUUGCAAAUGAUCGAGCAAGGUGUGAGACCCUGUACCGUCUCCUUUACGGCAGUCAUCAGUGCAUUUGCCAAGAUUGGAGAUCUGGAAUCUGCAGAAAGCUGGUUUGGGCACAUGGAGGAUUCGCAAGAGGCAGCGGAUUCGGUGGUUUACAACAGCAUGAUCAACGCGUGUGCCAAGGCCGGCGACAUCGAGCGGGCUGACCACUGGCUGGAACGCAUGUUGCAGGCUGGCGUCAAACCAGACGACAAGACCUACAACAGCGGGGGUGCAGAGUCAUCGGCUGUGGUUUUGAUGUUCCAGACGGGGUUUAGCUGUUGGCAUUGCUUGUCCUUGUCCUUCCCUUUGGCUGGACGGGUUCGCGGAAGGUCUGAUGCAUGCUUGUGGCCGCAACGGAAAUCCUGA
Molecule: messenger RNA, 1230 nt
Organism: Durusdinium trenchii
Lineage: Eukaryota; Dinophyceae; Suessiales; Symbiodiniaceae
Source: the annotation of a GenBank genome assembly